ACUUUUCUAGAAAUGAAUAGCAUUGCGGAAAAGCCAGAAAAAGACCCGACUUCUUUCGGUUACUUAUUCGAUGUUCAACAUGCAUAAUGGAACGACCACCACCAUGCAAAAAUCCCUGAAAAGAGGGAAUACCUAGUAGAUCGACAUUAAAAAUUACUUGGAUGGUUUGAAAGGUUAAAAAUAAGUCCCUGUAGAUUUCCAGUUAAAUUGAUUGCACGUUCCAAGUGCACGAUACGUUAAGGUGGGACCCUAAAAGAAAACAUUAUACCCGCCGCACCUAGUGGCCGUGACAGUCAACGGCACACUUUGUAGUCUUCCCACCUUUCCAAAUCCAAUCCUCGUUUUCCGUGCAACGUCGAACAUGGGGUCAAGAGGUAUAAUACCAUCUGACAACAUGAAAACACAAUGGCAUUCCAUUACGUGAAUUGCCAUAAAGCAAGUUUAUGUUACAGGAGAUAACAAACGCAGUUUUAGGUAACAUGAAGCAAAACACGCAGGUUGUUGCACUUUAAAGAAAGACACAGAAGAAAAGUGCUGGAACUCUUAAAAAUAUCAUUCGUUUUUGUAAAUUAGUUUUCCAAUCGAUCUGCAAGAUUGCAUAAUCCACCGCUGAGGCUGUGUUUUAGAAAGCAUAUUUCGUGGGAUUUUAAAUGCCAGCAAACAAGCACCGAUUCCUUCAAACCACCUACGACCUCGAGGCUGUUAAUUUCCUGGAUUUUGGCAAACUAACUUGAGGGCUUGGACGACCAAUGACAGCAAACUGGCGUUCCAUCAAGGCGGGGCUUACGCAGACAGACAGAUAAGACGAAAACAGAAAAACCACGAGGGAAGGGAGUGGGGAGCACUGGAAACGUUUGUGCUUUUUUAGCCAGUGAUGCUUGGCUUCACAGUAUCUUGUCUAAAUUCACAACAACACUACACACAAAAGUUACAAAGUUUUAAAAUAGUGAAAACAAUACAAGCAACUGUAGUUUAAAGAAACAAUGGAUUGCAAUCAAGCAUUCAAGUGUUUGAGGCUAGUCAAAAAAAGUAAACAUAUCUUUCCAUAAAUGGGCCGCUGUCUCCGCUCCCCAGUCCCAUGGAAUAGUUUAUUCGGAAGACGCUGUUAUUCAAAGCUUCUGCCUUUCCAUUCUAUUCCUUCUCCCAAAGGACUCCCACUGGUGGGCACAUUAUGGGAUGUGAUCCGUGCCGGUGGCGUAUCACAAAUUCAUCUCUACAUUAAUGAAAGACAUCGCCAAUUAGGACCCAUUUUUAGGGAAAAGUUAGGCCACGUUGAAGCUGUCUGGCUAGCCGAUCCCGCGCUUUACCAACAAGUCUUCCAAGCUGAAGGGGCAUAUCCUCGACCUAUGCUCCCCGAACCAUGGACCAUCUUCAACAGAAAACAUUCGUACAAAAGAGGCCUCUUUUUUAUGCAAGGAGAAGAAUGGUUACACUACAGGAAAAUUCUAAGUCCACUUCUACUAAAAAUGGCCACACUUCAUCGCCAUUUGGAUAGUCUUUAUGACGUGGCUGAUCGAUUACUCGAUCAGUGGAACCAAAUGGAAAAUGGUACACUUGAUAACCUUGAGCGUGACCUGUAUUGCUAUUUCGUGCAAGGUUUAAUGUGUGCCGCUUUCGGUCGUACUGUUGGAUUGGAUCAAGAAAUAAUUGAAAGGCAUGUUCCAGAAAUGGCCCACCAUUUACAACGUUUAUUCGAGAGUAGCGCUCGUCUAACGCUCCUUCCUCCCUCUUUGGCUGCUAAAUUAAAUCUUGACGCGUGGCAAUGCUUUGAGCAAUCCGCUUUAAAGGCCUUGCAAAUAGCUAACCAACUAACGCAGUCAUGUCUGGAGAAACUUCCGCCCGAUGAUGACGAUAACGAAGAAGUUAAUGGAUGUAUUGUUUCAUGCCUACGACAGCAAAAAGUGAAUCAAGUUGACAUUCAGCGCAUCGUAACUGAUUUAUUCCUUGCAGCAGCUGAUACGACAUCACAUACGGCACAGUGGGUUCUUUACUUACUGGCUCAACAUCCAGAGGUGCAAGAAAAAGCUGUCAGGGAAAUAGCUUCGAUUCAGUCGGUCGAUGGAAAAUUGGGAAGCGAAUGGCAGCAUAUUCCUACGAUAAAAGGUUCUGUUAAAGAAGCUUUGCGCCUCUAUCCGGUGGCUACGUUUCUCACUCGUUUGUUACCGGAACACAGUGUCAUUGGAGAUUACGACAUCCCACCAGAGACUUUAGUACUCAUGUCAAUCUUCACAAGUGGCCGAAAUGAUCGUUAUUUUUACAAUGCGGAACAGUUUUUACCGGAACGAUGGAGUCGGCGCGCGUCAUCAAAUGAUAAUAUGGUGAUGAACCAUUUUGCUUCAUUACCAUUUGGCCAUGGCAGAAGAUCUUGCAUUGGCCGCCGCUUGGCCGAGGCUCAGAUUUACAUUUUACUUUUCAGAGCGCUACCAAGAUUUACCUUACAAACGGUAAAUCAUGUAAAAAUGGUUAUGCGACUUUUGGGCACAGUCGAUCAACCAGUUCGAUUGCGUUUACGACCUCGCUCUUAACUCUUUCACCUUUUUUAAAUAAAUCAAUCAAAUACAAUUGUUCAAGCUUAA
Daphnia magna is the source of this 2576-nucleotide messenger RNA. It is a transcript of the gene sad, whose product is annotated as cytochrome P450 315a1, mitochondrial. The transcript has 8 exons. Lineage: Eukaryota; Metazoa; Arthropoda; Branchiopoda; Diplostraca; Daphniidae. The coding region runs from base 1050 to 2525 and encodes 491 amino acids. Gene Ontology annotation, molecular function: monooxygenase activity; iron ion binding; oxidoreductase activity, acting on paired donors, with incorporation or reduction of molecular oxygen. The record is from RefSeq and is a predicted model, not a curated record.